Empidonax traillii (willow flycatcher) is the source of this 1634-nucleotide messenger RNA. It is a transcript of the gene PCOLCE2, whose product is annotated as procollagen C-endopeptidase enhancer 2. The record is from RefSeq and is a predicted model, not a curated record. Gene Ontology annotation, molecular function: protein binding. Bases 215 to 1276 code for a protein of 353 amino acids. The transcript has 8 exons. NCBI's taxonomy places the organism in Eukaryota, Metazoa, Chordata, Aves, Passeriformes, Tyrannidae.
CGGUGCCUGGGCGAUGCCUUUGUUGAAGCACCCUGAGAAACCUCCCUGCUGGAGCUCCAGCCAGCCAGGACUGUUCCCCUGGCAGGCAGGGCUCAACAGCUCUUUAUUCCAGCCAGACACAACCCAUUAUAGAGCAGCAUUCUCCAAGAGACAGAUCUGCUUGUGGCACAGGUAAAUACUGGGUCUGUUUCCACUGGUGUCCGUAGGAGCAAGGAUGGGGGUCCCAGAGGGCAAAGUGGUGGUUCUUUCUUUUCGAUACCUGGACCUGGAGAGCGACCCCCUGUGCCGCUAUGACUUUGUGGACAUUUACAACGGCCACGCCCACGGCCAGCGCAUCGGCAGGUUCUGUGGCACUGCCAAACCGGGCGCCCUCGUAUCCAACAGCAAUAAAAUGCUGGUGCAGAUGACUUCAGAUGCCAACACUGCUGGAAGUGGAUUCAUUGCCAAGUUUUCUGCAGCAGAGCCACAUGAAAGAGGGGACCAGUACUGUGGGGGGCGACUGGAGAAGCCCUCGGGGUCCUUCCAGACGCCCAACUGGCCAGAGCGAGACUACCCAGCGGGAGUGACCUGCUCCUGGCACAUCGUUGCCCCCAAGAACCAGCUAAUAGAGCUAAAGUUCGAGAAGUUUGAUGUGGAGAGAGACAACUACUGCAGAUAUGACUAUGUAGCAGUGUUUAAUGGUGGGGAAAUCAAUGAUGCCAAAAGAAUUGGGAAGUACUGCGGAGACAGUCCCCCAGCGCCUAUUCUGUCUGAGAGAAACGAGUUGCUCAUUCAGUUUUUGUCCGAUUUAAGCUUAACAGCUGAUGGUUUUAUUGGCCAUUAUAAAUUUAGACCAAAAAAGUUACCCACAACUACAGUUCCACCUACAACCACAACAGUCCCUGCUACCUCAAUUGCAAAACCUACAGUUGCCCUGUGCCAGCAGAAGUGUAAAAGGAGUGGGACUCUGGAAAGCAAUUACUGUUCAAGCAACUUUGUCAUCACUGGCACUGUGAUCACCACGACCCCCCGGGCUGGCAGCCUGCAUGCAACCAUCGCCAUCAUCAACGUCUACAAGGAGGGCAAUCUGGCAAUUCAACAAGCUGGCAAGAACAUGAGUGCCAAGCUUCUGGUUGUGUGUAAGCAGUGCCCUCUCAUCAGGAGAGGUUUAAACUACAUCAUCAUGGGCCAAGUGGAAGAAGAUGGCAGAGGCAAAGUCUUCCCCAACAGCUUUGUCAUGAGUUUUAAGACUAAGAACUCCAAGAUGCUAAAUGCCUUGAAAAACAAAACGUGUUAAACCUGAACUCUACAGCUGCAUUCUCUCAUCUGUCUUGAAAAACAAUUUUCAUUGUCAACAGUAAGACCACGCUGCCCCUUCCUUCCCUCCAGCCACCCAAGCACAGCUGGCACAAAGUGAAAUCCAUCACAGGUACAGGGUGAGAACAAAUCCUCCUGAGUCUCAAGGUUUGCAGCACAGCCACCUGAUCUCAAACAUACAAAUUCCAGUUACUUGGAAGAUGUUAAUUUAUAACUGUCCAAUUUUUUAAAGGAGUUGUGUAUGUAAAAUGAAAAAUUCUAAGUGCAAUAUUUAUAGCAACUCAUUUUAACUUCGCUUUUUCUCUGAAGUUGUUUUAUUACAUGGAUUUCUGCAUUAU